Danio rerio (zebrafish) is the source of this 1324-nucleotide messenger RNA. The record is from RefSeq and is a predicted model, not a curated record. NCBI's taxonomy places the organism in Eukaryota, Metazoa, Chordata, Actinopteri, Cypriniformes, Danionidae.
GUUAGUUUUCCUCUCUGCUCCUCUCAGUGCCUUCGGCUGCCCGUAUUCAGAGAUGAACAUGAAGAAGGAGGUGGUUCUGCCGGAUCGACUCGGCGGAGAGAAGCAGAUCACAUUCGUCCCUGUGCACUUCGUCCAGAAGACCAAACGCCUGUGUCCAGACGAGGAGGAGGAGGAGGAGGACGAGCAGGAGGACGAGGAGCAUGUGGAGAACAGAAUGGUUGUGUCUCCAUAUGAAGCUGCUCCUCGUCUGCGUGGUCGGCCGUCGCUACUCAAGAGAGACCUGAAGGACGAGUCUCUGAAAACACUCGUCAAGAGAGGACGACUAACCAGCAGGUGUGUGUGUGUGUGUGUAUGUGCUGUUGUGUUCCUGAAGGUGAUUGGCUUCCGUCUGCGUCUGCAUAUCGAUGGUUACUCCGAGUGCUAUGACUUCUGGGCAAACGCAGACUCUCCUGACCUCAAACCGGCCGGCUGGUGCGAGUCCACAGGACACAAGCUUCAUCCACCCAAAGGAUACAAGCCUAAUGAGUUUGAGUGGGAGAAAUAUCUGGAGGCCUGCAAUGCUCAAGCUGCACCAAAGAACCUCUUCAAAACCCAAAGCGGCGCAUCCAGCGAGUCGAUGUUUGCGGUGGGCAUGAAGCUGGAGGCGGUGGACCGUAAAAACCCCUGUCUGGUGUGUGUGGCCUCCAUCGCAGACAUCGUGGACAGCAGAUUCCUCGUACACUUCGACAACUGGGACGACACCUACGACUACUGGUGUGAUGCGAGCAGUCCUCAUAUUCACCCGGUUGGCUGGUGUCAGGACCAUGGCCGGCCGCUCACUGCACCUCAGGGACACCCGAAUCCAGAGCAUUUUAUCUGGGAGGAUUAUAUGAGAGACAGCGGUGCGUCUGCAGCUCCAGCUGAGUCUUUCAGCGAGAUAUCAGCUCACGGUUUCCAGACGCUCCAGAAGCUGGAGGCGGUGGACAGAAGAAACCCGAUGCUGAUCCGCGUGGCCACCAUCACCGACACAGAAGACCACCGAGUCAAAGUUCAUUUUGACGGCUGGCAUGAGAAGUUUGAUUUCUGGGUGGAUUCAGAUCUGCCGGACCUUCAUCCUGUGGGCUGGUGCUCCAGGACGGGUCAUCCACUCGAACCACCGCCAAGUGAGUGUGUGUGUGUGUGUGUGUGUGUGUGUGUGUGUGUGUGUGUGUGUGUGAGAGAGAGAGAGAGAGCAAGGCUUUUAAAUGAAGGUCGUCCUUCAGCACAGACUCAUAUUAAACAUCUGUCCUCUCAUUAUUCACACCCGCAUCACUGAAAACACUAAACACUAAAAAUUGCACCUUCA